UAUACAUCAUCAUCGUUUUAAUAGCCGUCUUAGUAUUUUUUUUGCUUAUAGAUGAGGAGUUCUAGGCCGAAACAGGUAUAUCUCCCAUCGGGGUUCCAAUAGACCCCUCCCAAGAGCAACACAACCUUUAGCAAAAUCUACAUUACACCACUACCCCAAAACCCACUCUAUUAAAUGGUCCUAUAAUCAUUUAUUUGAAUCUUCUUCUAUCUCAAACAAAUUAGCGUUUAACUUAGCAGUCAAGCUCUCUUACACUUUUUCUUCUUCCAUUUAGUAAACGCUCUUUGCCUUAUCCCACACUCCAUUUUUUUCUUCCCCACAAUAUCCCUUUUUUUUUUUUGUGACAAUACUCACAAUAUCUUUAAAUUCUCUAGAACUGAUAAAAAACCAAUGGACCAAACUAGGACAUGAUUUGUGCGCUGGUCAAUUUAUGUGAAAAAAAGGGUCCUACUUUUAUGAUAUUCUUUUUUCCCAUAGGUUCUUUCUGAGAAAAUUCCAAACACCUGACUUUGAAAGUCGUCGUAACAGAAAAAAAACAAAAGAGUAAAAAACUUAAAAAUAAAAGAUGAAGAAGAGUCCAAAGUAGGAACUCGUUUUAUAUUCUAUAAAAAACAAUGAUAAAAAACUCUUUUUCAAUCACACUAUUCGCAUUAUCGUUUACCAAUAUAAAUAUUAGUACCAUUCAAAGUCGUCGUCGUAAGCCACCUAAUUCCAAAAGAAACUUCGAUUUGAAAAUAUAUAUAAAAUUCCAGAUAGAAAACAUUAAAUGAAAAUAUUUAAGUGAAGGUUGGUCGAAAAAAGACCAAACAAACAUGUGUUCCUUUUAGUUCAAGUCUUACAAAAAAACCAAGACAUAUUCCCAAUUGCUUCAUCUCUUCGUCUUCUUCUCCUUCAUCUUCACCAUUUUCUUUAUUCACCUGCAAGUCUGCAACACAAUGAUCAACUUGUCUCUUUCCCUAUCAAAAUCUAUAGCCUAUAGCUUCAUAUGGAUGCUCUUUGUCAUCCUCCCAUCUUAUGUCUUCUCAGCUGAGCAGCAUCACGUACUCUGCAGUCCCUCUUUUAGUUGUGGCAAUCAGAGCGGUCUCUUGUACCCUUUCUGGAUUCCUGGCAGAAAAGAUUGCGGUCACCCCGACUUCGAGCUCGACUGUAGCGGAGGAUUUCCAGAGCUUAGCAUUUCCUCUGUAAAAUUCCAAAUCCUAGCGGCGAACUAUGACUCUGGUAUCAUAAAACUCGCCAGAUCCGAUUAUAGCGAUGAUCCAUGUUCCCAAGAUUCUUUAAAGAUUUCUUUCAACGAAACGGUUCUUCCAAUUGCUCCUACCACCGACUGGCUGACCGUUUAUUACGACUGCAACCAAGAUUUUUCAGCAUUUGUUUCUACUUAUGUGAAAGAGCUUGAUUGUGGGAAUGAUGAUAGCAAAAAUUACUACGUGACGAGAAACCUAGUGUCCUCUCUACUUGAAGGGUAUAGUCCGGUUUUCAUAGACUUUAGGAGAUCUUGCAGUAUAAACGUCAAUACCCCCGCAUCUAGAACCGCACUGAACACACUCGAGAGUAGUCCAAGUAGAGAUAAUCUAAAUAAGGCUAUUGAAGAGAGUUUCGAGGUUGGAGUUAACUUAGAUUGUAAGAAGUGCAGAGACUCUGGGGGUGCUUGUGGAUAUAAUCACACACUUUCCACUAGUGGGUUUGUCUGCUAUUGUAUAGAUGAUCAGCCAGGUAACGGUGUUUGCGGUUCUACAAACAAGGAUGGCAAGAAGUCUACUAAAGCAAAUACAGGUAUUAUUGCAGCUGCUGUUUCUAUAUCGGGGGUGCUUCUACUAGUCGUCGCAUGUGUGUUCUUACUCAUCAGACGGAGAAGAAAGACACAAGAAGCUCAGUACACAAGCAAGGACUUGCCAACAACAUCUUACUCAAGUAGAGAAACAUCAAGAAAUCCAACUUCCACAACAAUCUCCUCUAGUAGCAAUCACUCUUAUCUUCCUUCAAUGUCAAUCUCUAACCUUCCAAACGGAAGCGACUACUACGGAGUUCAAGUCUUCAGCUACGAAGAACUUGAAGAAGCAACUGAGAAUUUCUCUAGAGAGCUCGGAGAUGGUGGCUUCGGUACAGUCUACUACGGCAUGUUGAAAGACGGACGAGCAGUAGCAGUGAAACGCCUCUACGAAAGAUCGCUAAAACGCGUAGAACAGUUCAAGAACGAGAUCGAAAUCUUGAAAAGGAUAAAACAUCAGAAUCUAGUGAUACUCUACGGAUGCACAUCAAGACACAGCAGAGAGCUUCUACUAGUCUACGAGUACAUCUCAAACGGAACUCUAGCUGAACAUCUACACGGCGACCGCGCAGAAGCUCGUCCUCUUAGCUGGUCAACCCGAUUAAACGUGGCGAUCGAAACCGCAAACGCGUUAUCUUUCCUCCACAAAUCAGAAAUCAUACACAGAGACGUCAAAACUACUAACAUACUCCUAGAAGAUAACUACCAAGUCAAAGUUGCCGAUUUCGGACUUUCGAGAUUAUUUCCAAUGGAUCAAACACAUAUCUCAACCGCACCACAAGGCACACCAGGCUAUGUAGAUCCAGAGUAUUACCAAUGUUACAGAUUAAACGAGAAGAGCGACGUGUACAGCUUCGGAGUAGUACUAACCGAACUAAUCUCAUCGAAAGAAGCGGUGGACAUUACUCGACACCGUCACGAUAUCAACCUCGCGAACAUGGCCGUAUCUAAAAUCCAGAACAACGCGUUGCACGAGCUCGUGGAUCCGAGUUUAGGGUUUGAGAAGGAUUUAGAUGUGAGGAGGAAGAUGAUGUCUGUGGCGGAGCUGGCGUUCCGGUGUUUGCAACAGGAGAGAGAGGUUAGACCUUCGAUGGAUGAGAUUGUGGAGAUUUUGAAAGGGAUUAAGGAUGGGGAGAAGCGUGUGGGGGUCGUUGAGUCGCCGGAUGUUGUGGAUAUUGAACAUGGUGGUGGUGGUGAUGAUGUUGGGUUGUUGAGAAAUAGUGUUCCGCCGCCGAUUUCGCCGGAGACUGAUAAGUGGACGAGUAGUUCUGAUACGGCGGCGAGUUUGUAAUUAGGGAAUCGUCCGUGAACUGUAUAAGUGUUUUUUUUACUAAUAGUUAUUAUUGUUUUCCUUUUUUAGACGAGAGACUGUAUUAAGAAAUGGACCUAUUUGUUCAAUUUCUGUGAUAAAGUUUUAUUUUUUUGGUUACAAACUAAAAUGACAUUACUAUUUCUAGA
Molecule: messenger RNA, 3226 nt
Organism: Camelina sativa (false flax)
Lineage: Eukaryota; Viridiplantae; Streptophyta; Magnoliopsida; Brassicales; Brassicaceae
Source: RefSeq, a predicted model, not a curated record